UACAAUUAAAAUAAAUCAGACUUUCAUUUCUUGAACCAUUCUCUUCUCUUUUUCUUUCAAAUUCUCUAGCCACCGAUUACCACUAAAAUAUAGUUUCUUGAUUCUUUUGUUCUUAACUAUGCUUUCUUGAUUCUGGGUUUGCCUUAAUUUUUGCUUUCUUGAUUCUUUAGAGAACUAAUCUUGAUUCUUGGGUUCUUGAUUUUAUUUGUUUUACUUCAUUUUUUUGCAAGAUUCUUGAAUUUUUUGCUAAGUUCAUUGGCUGUUUCAUGUAAGUAACUAGGAUUAUUUGUUUCUUGAUCUUAGUUUUAGAUUCUUUGGAGUUGAGAUUUUUAAGAUGGCUAGGGUUUUGAGAAAAAUUCUGCCUGUUGUACCACCAAUCACUUCUAAAGAAGAUGAUGAUAGUAAUCAUGAAUACUCAUACUCAUUUGCUGAUGAGUAUUCUGGCCCUCUAAUUACUCAUCAAAUCCCUAGAGCACUGCCUGUUAAUGUUAGCCAAAUCCCAGUUGCUGCCAAAGUUGCAUCACCCUCAAUGUUGAGUGAUUUGCCAUUGCCGGUUAUUCAUCCCAUUAAGUCUAAAUCAACUGAUCAUAAACCCCCCAAGGUCCCAAAGUUGGUAAAAAAUGAGGUAUUGAGUAGGAAGGAUGUUCCGUGUGAAUCGUCCUGUAGGAAUGAAGGGUCGAAAAUCGUAGAUUUUGUAGAUAGUGGUGAGUGUAAGCCUAAUUCGCUUGACGGAAUUGUGAAUGGUGAUGAAUGCAGAGAAAGCUCUAGUAGAUUAGAAUCUGCGAGUAGUAACGAGUGUAGAACUGGUUUACCUGGUAGGAUUCAGAGUUCUGAUAAUGUCUGUGACAAUGAUAGUAUUGGAGUUGCAGGGAGAGAUUUUGAAGAUUACAUGAACCCCACAAAUUUUGAUUCCAUUGAAUCUGAUGUAACUUCAGUUUCCGUAUCAUCUGAGAUUUUUUCGGGGAGAGAGGAUGAUGGUAUUGAAGAAGCUCCUCACCAUGUCAGGAGGCCAUCUGUAACUUUCCGCGAGCCUGAGACAAGCAGUGGAGAUGAGGAAGAAUCGGAUCUUUCUGAUUUUGAAAGCGAAAUGCCAGUACGAGAAAUGGCUGUAAGGCCUGGUAAGAAGGGGACAUGUUAUAGAUGCUUGAAAGGAAACAGGUUUACUGAGAAGGAGAUUUGCAUUGUUUGUGGUGCAAAGUAUUGUUCUAAAUGCCUGUUGAGAGCAAUGGGGUCAAUGCCCGAAGGAAGAAAAUGCGUUUCGUGCAUUGGUCAAAGGAUUUACGAGAUGAAGCGGGAGAGGUUAGGAAAAAGUUCAAGGAUGCUAAAGCAACUAUUGCCCAAACUUGAAGUUAGAAACAUAAUGAAAGCUGAGAGAUCAUGUGAAGUGAAUCAGUUACCACCAGAGCUUGUUUAUGUGAAUCGCCAGCGACUUUCUCAACAGGAGUUAUUCUUACUGCAGACCUGCCAACAUCCGCCUAAAAUGCUUAAACCGGGUUAUUAUUGGUACGAUAAAGUAUCUGGUUUUUGGGGAAAGGAAGGACAGAAGCCUUGCCAAAUAAUUAGUCCUCAUUUGAUUAUUGGGGGUCACAUACGACGAGAAGCUAGCAAUGGGAACACAAAUGUUAGGAUAAACAAUCGCGAGAUAACUAAAAAAGAACUGAUGAUGCUGCAGUUGAUAGGAGUGAAAUGUGUAGGGGAUAAUCAUUUUUGGGUUAGCGCAGACGGAUCCUAUCAGGAUGAGGGAAUGAAUAAUGUCAAGGGGAAAAUAUGGGAAAAGAAUAGAGCAAAGUUGAUUUGUGCUGCAUUGUCUUUGCCGAUUCCUCCCGCUUCUGCCAUUCCUAACAGUGACCAAGAGAAUAGUGUUGUUCCACCAAGCCUUUCUCAGAAAAGACUUCAUAAACUUCUCCUUGUCGGGUAUGCAAAAUCCGGUACAAGUACCAUGUUUAAGCAGGCUAAAAUUGUCUACCGUGUUCCAUUUUCUGAGGACGAGCGUCAAAAUAUUAAGUUCAUAAUCCAAAGUAAUCUAUAUGCUUAUCUUGGUAUACUUCUCGAGGCACGUGAGAGAUUUGAAGAAGAAAGUUUAAGCACAAAGAAAAGACAUUACAUUGACCAAGCUAGUUCUUCAGAUAAUGCUGAUCAUACCACAAAUGAUACAGUCUAUGCCAUAGGCACUAGAUUGAAUGGUUUCUCUGAAUGGCUGAUUAAGAUGAUGGUUUCUGGUAAUCUGGAAGCUAUAUUCCCAGCUUCUACGCGUGAAUAUGCGCCUUUAGUUGAGGAGCUGUGGAAUGAUGCAGCCAUCCAAGCUACGUAUAACCGCAGAAAUGAACUGGAAUCACUACCUCGAGUUGCUACAUAUUUCUUAGAACGGGCUGUUGAGAUUUCUAAGGUAGACUAUGAGCCAUCUGAUUUGGAUAUCUUGUAUGCUGAGGGGAUCACAUCAUCCAAAGGGCUAUCUUCCAUGGAGUUCUCAUUUCCCGUUCCAUCUCAAGACAGCUUAGAACGCAAUGAGCAUGAUCCUUCACUGAGGUACCAACUCAUCAGAGUGCAUCCAAGAGUUCUUGGAGGAAACUGCAAAUGGUUGGAGAUGUUUGAGAAUGUUGACAUGGUUUUGUUCUGUGUUUCGCUGAUCGAUUACAAUGUGUAUGUCCAAGACAGUAACGGAGUUUCCAUUAAUAAGAUGAUGGCAAGCAAGCAGCUAUUUGAAAGCAUUAUUACUCAUCCAAUGUUUGAAAAGAAGAAGUUUCUUCUUAUACUGAAUAAGUUCGAUUUGCUAGAACAACAGAUUGAACAGAUUCCGCUCACUCGAUGCGAAUGGUUUCACGACUUCAAUCCAGUCGUCGGUCAUAAUCCCAACAGCUUCACUAGCAGCCUUGCCAGAAAUACCAACCCUUCACUGGCUCACCGCGCGUUCCAAUAUAUUGCGACCAAGUUCAAGAGAUUGUUCAUUUCUCUUACUGACAACAAGCUGUUUGCUACAUCAGUAACAGCACUCGAGCCUGAUAAUGUCGACGAAGCACUUAGAUACGCGCGGGAAAUUCUGUUCUGGGAGCAUGAAGAACCUGUCGAAUUCUCUUCCUCAAGCAUUGAGGUCAGUACAACUUCAUGAUCAAUUGUUUUAAUAUCAGGCAAAGGAGAACAAAUAGAAAGAUCGAUACCACCUCACAGUUUUAGCAAAGUUUUUUUCCUGUAUAAUAGAAUUUGUUCAUAUACAUAGAUUAAAAGAAAUAGAAUUCGGAUCGCUUAUGAUUGUAACAUGUAUUGUAAGCAUACAGAUUUUCUUUAAAAAAUCUGAGAUUCAAACACCAGAAACAUGUGGUAUACAGGUUCAUCUGUCAUAAUAGCAGAUAUAUAACAAACUAUAUUGCACGGGAA
This is a messenger RNA of Mercurialis annua (annual mercury), 3372 nucleotides long. RefSeq names its product extra-large guanine nucleotide-binding protein 1-like. The transcript has 8 exons. Gene Ontology annotation, biological process: G protein-coupled receptor signaling pathway. Gene Ontology annotation, molecular function: guanyl nucleotide binding; GTPase activity; G-protein beta/gamma-subunit complex binding. The coding region runs from base 335 to 3106 and encodes 923 amino acids. NCBI's taxonomy places the organism in Eukaryota, Viridiplantae, Streptophyta, Magnoliopsida, Malpighiales, Euphorbiaceae. The record is from RefSeq and is a predicted model, not a curated record.